Panicum hallii is the source of this 1774-nucleotide messenger RNA. Its product is annotated as tankyrase. The coding region runs from base 116 to 1486 and encodes 456 amino acids. The transcript is spliced from 13 exons. Gene Ontology annotation, molecular function: protein binding. The record is from RefSeq and is a predicted model, not a curated record. NCBI's taxonomy places the organism in Eukaryota, Viridiplantae, Streptophyta, Magnoliopsida, Poales, Poaceae.
UCUUUCUCGCCGUCGUCGUGGGUCAGCAACGUCAGCCGUCAGGGUCUGUCUACUGUCUCCUGUUUCCCUCCCCGCCGCCGCCGCCGCCGCCGCCGCUCCCCGGGUUGCUCUCGCCAUGGCCGACGCCGCCGACGCUCUCUCAGCUCGGAGCAAGGUGCAAGCUUUCCUAGAGGCUGCGCGCGCCGGCGACCUCGAUUCCCUCAAGAGCCUCGUCGCCGCGCUCGACGAGGAGGGCACGGGCGCCGCCGCCGUCGCCGCCGCCGUGCGGGACGCCAACAAGCGCACCGCGCUCCACUUCGCCGCGCGCGAGGGCCGCACCGACGUCUGCCAGUUCCUCAUCGACCAGCUCGGCCUCCCCGUCGACCCCAGGGACGAUGAUGGCGAAACCCCACUCAUCCAUGCUGCGCGCCAAGGCUAUCUGCACACUGUCAAGUAUCUCCUUGACCAUGGAGCCGAUCCUUCGGUAGCCUCCAGCCUAGGAGCCACAGCGCUACAUCAUGCUGCAGGAAUAGGAAACACGGAGCUCAUGAAGCUUCUACUCUCCAAGGGAGUUGAUAUCGAAUCAGAAAGUGAUGCUGGUACUCCCCUUGUAUGGGCUGCUGGUCAUGGACAGGAAGAUGCAGUCAAACUUCUGCUUCAACAAAAUGCUAAGCCAAAUAUUGAAAAUGCUGAUGGUAUCACAGCAUUAUUAUCUGCUGUUGCCGCAGGUUCCCUCCCAUGCUUGGAGGUUCUUAUUGAGGCAGGUGCAGACCCAAAUAUCAGGGCUGGUGGAGCAACGCCAUUGCAUAUUGCUGCAGAUAGUGGAAAUAUAGAAUUAAUCAAAUGCUUACUUAAAGCUGGAGGUGACCCAAAUACCUGUGAUGAUGAUGGAUUAAAGCCAAUACAGGUCGCCGCUUGGAGAAAUAACCAUGAAGUUGUGGAACUUCUUUUACCAUUAACAUCCCCAAUUCCAGGUGUUUCAAACUGGAGCGUAGAUGGACUUAUAGAAUACAUGCUAGCUAAAGAGACUGAGGAAAAGUCCGAAUUGAAGGAAGCAACAUCUCUGAAAUCAGGCAGACCACAGCCUGUUGAGGUGUCAUCCGAAGCAAAAAAGAGAUCCUUGGAAGCUAAAUUGAGAGGUGACGAUGCCUUCAGAAGAAAGGACUACCUUGUAGCAGUGGAUGCUUACACGCAGGCUACAGAGCUGGACCCAAAUGACGCAGCAGUGCUCUCAAACAGAAGCCUCUGCUGGCUACGGGCAGGGCAAGCUGAGCGUGCUCUGGAGGAUGCGAAAGCAUGCCGAGCAUUGAGGCCAGAUUGGGCGAAAGCUUGCUACAGGGAAGGUGCAGCCCAUCGCCUGUUACAGAGGUUUGAGGAAGCCGCAAAUGCCUUCUAUGAGGGCGUGCAACUUGAGCCGGAGAACAAAGAGCUGGUCAGCGCAUUCAGAGAGGCCAUCGAAGCUGGGAGGAAAUUCCAUGGGGUGGACAAGCCGAAUCCAGCGCAAUGAGACGAGUAUCUUGUGAAUUGAGGCUGUACUGUUUGCCUUGAUUAGAGAGAUGUUGAUGAGUAACCAGUCUAGUUGGAUUUUCAGGAAUGUUUAGAUGAAAUUUGAUGGGAUGGUGAUGAGGAACUCAAGUUGGAGUGUUGGACGACCAGGAGGUUCGAAUGUAUGCAAAGUUUUUUGAGUUGUGUGAUGGUUUUUGCCGUGUUUAGGUUUGUACGGGUGUCGAGAUGCUUUGCUUGGUAGCUUGAGAUGAUGGAUGAAAAAAUCAUGACAUAUUGCAACGAGACGAUA